UGCGCGUGUUAAUCGUACCUUGAUCAUGAAAUGGUUACUUGUUUGCAUUUAUACGACAGUGCUUACAACGGCAGCAACUGCGACUUUGUGUGGAUGUAAAUACUUAAGACCUUGCUAUAAAAAUAUGUUAAACUCUUUGCUGCAACCCGAUGAGGAUCCCUGCAUUGAAAAUGUUUCAAUUGGAGCCAGUACUGUCACAAUAUUUCUGAGAGCUUUAAGUGAAUAUUGCGGACGUUUUAUUAAAGUGCACAGUACUAGGACCACCCACGAAGGCAGAAAUUUAUAUGAGGUUGUAAUAAACAGUACCCUGCCAUUGGAUAAAAAAACGCCAGUAAUUCUUCUGGAAGCUGGUCAGGACGGUGGCUCGGGGUCGGUAGCGCUGGCGCUGUAUGUGAUAGAGCAGCUGGUGGCUUGCAGUGAAAACAAGCUUAUGAUCCAGAAAGUUCGAUGGGUUAUUCUACCUUCAACUAAUCCAGAUGGUCAUGAAUAUGUUAGAACUAAUCGCGAACCUUGGAAGAAGAACUACAGCCCGAAUGGCAAAGAUAUUGUAGCCCACGGAGUAGAUUUGACUAAAAACUUCGAAGAUUCCUGGGGACUGUGCCCUCCAAUUAUAGUCAAUAAUGCAUUUUCACAGGAUUAUCCUGGUCCUAAGGCGGGCUCAGAAAAUGAAACCGCUUUUAUAAGUGACGUCUUGGCCAGAUACAAAACCAAUAUAGACACAUAUGUUUCACUAAGGCGGGACGGCCACGGUAUAUUAUACCCAUUAGCUAGUCGAAAUACUUCAAUCGCGUCAAUAGAUCAAGUGAAAAAGAGAGCCGGCGAUAUAGCUGCGAAGGUGAAUCAAAGAGCUGGGGGGAUACAGUGGUUCCCCAAUCAAAGUAUCUACGCUAUGAAUGGAAAACCACACUGUGGCCACAGCGUCGACUUUGCGUUUAACAAACAUGGCAUUAAAUACGCGUUUGAGAUGCGUGUGUUUCCCGAAACGGACAGACGCAUAAUGUCGAAGUUUCAAACUCUACCUAAGGGACACGAUGUUUCACUUAGAACAGGAUACUUUAGUGGAAUUAGAGAAGUCUAUAACUCAGUAGUUAAUGAUAUACAAAAUAAAAAACCGAAAUAAGUUACCUAUACGUAACGAAA
Messenger RNA from Pararge aegeria (speckled wood butterfly), 1140 nucleotides. RefSeq names its product zinc carboxypeptidase A 1-like. The record is from RefSeq and is a predicted model, not a curated record. The transcript has 6 exons. Gene Ontology annotation, biological process: proteolysis. Bases 26 to 1120 code for a protein of 364 amino acids. Gene Ontology annotation, molecular function: zinc ion binding; metallocarboxypeptidase activity. Lineage: Eukaryota; Metazoa; Arthropoda; Insecta; Lepidoptera; Nymphalidae.